Molecule: messenger RNA, 1355 nt
Organism: Helianthus annuus (common sunflower)
Lineage: Eukaryota; Viridiplantae; Streptophyta; Magnoliopsida; Asterales; Asteraceae
Product: SH3 domain-containing protein C23A1.17-like
Exons: 3
Coding region: 141-1196 (351 amino acids)
Biological process (GO): regulation of gene expression; rRNA processing
Cellular component (GO): nucleus
Molecular function (GO): ribonuclease III activity; double-stranded RNA binding
Source: RefSeq, a predicted model, not a curated record
AACAUGUCCAAAAGUUGCGGAAACCACCCCCUGUAUAUCAAACACAAAAUGAAGGAUCCGACCAUAAUCCAAGGUUCAGAUCCACUGUUUCCGUAGAUGGUGUGAGCUACACGUCGUCAAGCACAUUUCAACUUCGUAAGAUGGCUGAGUUGGAUGUUUCCAGAAUUGCAUAUACUGCCAUAAUGCAGAAGGAAAAAACUGAAGCAUUGCAGUUUAUACAACAGGAUAAAACCUAUUGCAAGUCUAUUAUGGUUGAAUUUGCAUCUAAGAAGAAUAUAAGAAUACCUGUUUACCAGACAAAACAUCUAAACGCAUCGGUUCCUGUUUUCCAUUCUACGCUGCUUUUCAACGGUGGUACUUAUCAGGGAGAUAUUGCCAAAAGCAAGAAAGAAGCCGAACAAUUGGUGGCGCGCUCUGUUAUUAUUAAUAUUUUAGCUUUGGAGUCUGAUACUGACAUGACGGACAUAGUGAAUAGCAAGCUCCGGCGUAAUAAGGAAAUCGAACGUAUUCAGAUUAGCUCGCAUGUUUUAAAAGCACAAGCGGGCUACAGAACUAGCACCAUGGCUCCAGCCUCAGCCACAGCUACAGGUGUACCUCAACCAAUUAUUCCACAACAGUUGGUUGAGCCAGUUACUCCAGCUGCUCCUGUUGUAGUUCAACCGUCUACUAAACGAGUAAAAACUGAGUCGGUUGAUCUAGACGUUCCUCUUGAAACUCGACGACCAACUCCACGAGUAUCAACUAAGUCGAACUUAGUUCAAGGAACCAUGGCUCCACCAACAAUUCCACAUUCAGUUGCACCUCAACCGAUUGUUCCACAACUGUCAGUGGGACGAGCCGCUCCAGCUAUUCCUGUUGCAAUUCAACGUCCUACUCAACUAGUAUCAACUAGUCCAAUCCAUGCGUUUGUUCGUGUUCCUGUUGUAAGUCAACAGCCUAUCAAGGCAGCUGUUGCUGAACCUCGGGUUUUGCCACCAGUCCCAUAUGUGGUAGUCAACAACUCAUGCACUCCUGUCGUAUCAACGACAAUGGUUGAAAUUCCAGCAACCACCAAUGUGAGUCCUCUACCACAGCCAGAAGCAUCACCUGCUCAAUCACUGGAGUACAUAACACUUGUGAAUCAAGCUUCUGACAAGAAACGAAGGCGGACACAAUUGAAAAAUGCCCGAAAGAAGAUGCGUGCUAAUGCUCAGUAAGUGUUAUCAAGCUUCUUAGCAUGGUGGUGGCGUGGGUUUGAGCCUCUGAAUCGUUUAUUAUUGUUAUAGUGUUUUAAGCUAUGUAGAAGUUUGUUGUACUGUUGGUUGUGUUUUCGACCUUAUAAUUGGUGUUUUUGUAGGUGAUCAUGAAUCAUGAUA